AUGCAUAUCUAUUUCUACUCCUUCAAACUUGUCACUUUCAGCUUCUUAUUCUUCUUCUUCAACAAUUCUCCCUUUUUAUUUCGUCCAUGUUUUUCUUUCCUUUCCUUCCUUCCUUAUAGCUUAUCUUCCCUUUCCUUCCUUGUAGUGUUUUUCUUUCCUUUCUUUCCUUCUUUCCGUACUUAUAGUGUUUUUCCUUUCCUUCCUUCCUUCCUUAUAGUCUUUUUCUUUCCUUUCCUUCCUUCCUUCCAUCCUUAUAGUGUUUUUCUUUCCUUUCCUUCCUUCCUUCCUUCCAUCCUUAUAGUGUUUUUCUUUCCUUUCCUUCCUUCCUUCCUUCUUUCCUUAUUUGUUUUUUUCUUUUUUUUUCUUUCCUUUUAUUUCUUUUUUUCCUUUCCUUCCUUUUUCUUUUCUUUUUUUCCUUCCUUUUUUUUUUUUUUCUUUUUUUUUCCUUUCUUUCCUUCCUUCUUUUUUUUUUUUUUUUUUUUUUCUUUUUUUUCUUCUUUUCUUUUCUUUCUUUUCCUUCCUUUUUUUUUUCCUUUUUUUUUUCCUUUUCUUUUCCUUUUUUCUUUUUUCUUUUCUUUUUCUUUUUUUUUUCUUAUUUUUUUUUUUCUUUUUUUUUUUUCUUCUUUUCUUUAUUUCUUUUUUCUUUUCCCUUUUUUUUUUUUUUCUUUUUUUUUUUUUUUUUUUCCUUUCUUUUUUUUUUUUUUCUUUUUUCCUUUUUUUCUUUUCUUUUUUCUUUCUUUCCUUUUUUUUUUCUUUCUUUCCUUCUUUUUUUCCUUUCUUUCCUUAUUUUCUUUUUUUUCUUUUCCUUUUUUUUCCUUUUUUCUUUUUCUUUCCUUUUCCUUUUUUCCUUUCUUUUUUUUUCUUUCCUUUUUCUUUCCUUUCUUUUUAUUUCUUUUUCUUUUUUUUUUUUUCUUUUUUUCUUUGUUUUUCUUUUCUUUUUUUCUUCCUUUUUUCUUUUUUCUUUUUCUUUUCUUUCCUUCCUUUUUUCUUUUUUUUUCUUUCCUUUUUCCUUUUCUUAGUUCUUUUUUUUUUUUUCUUUCCUUUUUUUUUUUCCUUUUUUUUUUUUUUUUCUUUUCUUUCCUUCCUUUUUUUUUCUUUCCUUUUUCUUUUUUUUUCUUUUUUCUUCCUUCCUUUUUAUUUUUUUUUUUUCUUUCUUUCCUUUUUUUUUCUUUCUUUUUUAGUUUUUUUCUUUUCUUUCCUUUCUUUUCCUUCCUUUUUUUUUUUUCUUUCCUUUCCUUCCUUAUUUUCUUUUUUUUUCUUUUUUUCUUUUUUUCUUUCCUUAUAGUCUUUUUUCUUUCUUUUCCUUCCAUUUUUUUUUUUUUUCUUUUCUUUUUUUUUUUUUUUUCUUUUCCUUUUUUUUUUUCUUUUUUUUUUUUCUUUUCUUUUCUUUUUUUUUUUUUUUUUUUUUUUCUUUUCUUUCUUUUUUCUUUCUUUUUUUUUUUUUUUUUCCUUUCUUUCUUUCCUUUUUUUCUUUCUUUCCUUUUUCCUUUUGUUUUUUUUUCCUUUUUUUUCUUCCUUUCUUUUUUUUCCUUCCUUUUUUCCUUUCCUUUUUUUUUUUUUUUCCUUUCUUUUUCCUUUAGUCUUUUUCUUUCCUUUCCUUUUAUUUUCUUUUUUCUUUUUCCCUUCCUUCCUUCCUUAUUUUUUUUCUUUCCUUUCUUUUUUCUUUUCUUUUUUCUUUCUUUUCCUUUUUUUUCCUUCCUUUCUUUUUUUUUUUCCUUUCCUUUUUUUUUUUUUUUUUUCUUUCUUUUCUUUUCCUUUAUUUUUUUUUUUUUCUUUUCUUUUCUUUUUCCUUCCUUUCUUUUUUCUUUUUUUUUCUUUCCUUCCUUUUUUCUUUUUUUUCUUUUCUUUCCUUUCCUUUUUUUGUUUUCUUUCUUUUUUUUUUUUUUCCUUUUUUUUUUUUUUUUCUUUCCUUUCCUUUCUUCCUUUUUUCUUUCUUUUUUCUUUUUUCUUUCCUUCCUUUUAAUUUUUUCUUUUUUUUUCUUUUUUUUUCCUUUUUGUUUUUUUUUUUUCCUUUCUUCUUUCUUUCCUUUUAUUUUCUUUUCUUUUCUUUCCUUCCUUUUCUUUCCUUUUUUCCUUUUUUUUUUUUUCUUUCCUUUUUCCUUCCUUAUAUUUUUUCUUUUCUUUCCUUCCUUCCUUCCUUAUUUCUUUUUUUCUUUUCCUUUUUUUCUUCCUUCAUUUCCUUUUUUCCUUCCUUUUUUUUUUUUCUUUUCCUUUUGUUCUUUUUCUUUUCUUUCCUUUCUUUCCGUCCUUGUAGUCUUUUCUUUCCUUUCCUUUCUUUCCUUCCUUGUAGUCUUUUUCUUUCCUUUCCUUCUUCCUUUAUUGUUUUUUCUUUUUUUUUUUUCCUUUUUUUCUUCCUUUUCUUUCUUUUUUUUCCUUUCCUUUUUCUUUUCAUUUUUUUUUUCUUUUUUUUCUUCCUUUUCCUUCUUCCUUCUUUUUUUUUUUUUUCCUUCCUUUAAGUCUUUUCUUUCCUUUUCUUUCCUUCCUUGUAGUUUUUUUUUUUUUUUUCCUUUCUUUGUAAGUCUUUUUCUUUUUUUUCCUUUUUUCUUUUUUUUUUUUUGUUUUCUUCCUUUUUCUUUUUCUUUCCUUUCCUUCCUUCCUUAUAGUCUUUUUCUUUCCUUUCUUUCCUUCCUUGUAGUGUUUUUCUUUCCUUUCCUUCCUUUUUUUUUUUUUCUUUUUCCUUCUUUCCUUCCUUUUUUUUAUUGUCUUUUCUUUCUUUUUUUCCUUUAUAAUUUCUUUCCUUUCUUUUUUAUAGUCUUUUCUUUUCCUUUCCUUCCCCUUCCUUCCUUGUUUUUUUUUUUUUUCCUUUUUUCCUUCCUUUUUUUCUUUUUCUUUUCUUUCCUUUUUUUUUUCCUUUUUUUUCUUUCUUUUUUUUUUUUAUCUUUCUUUUUUCCUUCCUUCCUUCUUUCUUUUCUUUUUCCUUUCCCUUCAUUUCUUUUUCUUUCUUUCUUUCCUUCCUUUUUCUUUCUUUCCUUUCUUUUCUUUUUUUUUUUUUUUUUUUCUUUUCCUUUUUUUUUUUUUUUUUUCUUUUUCUUUUGCUCUUCCGAAAGUUUAGUUUUUUAUGAUUUUUUAAUCGUAAAAAAUCGAAGAACGUUUUUCGGAAUUUCUUUUCCUUUUUCUUUUCCCUUGACGAAAAUUUUUCUUUUCCUUUCUUUUUUCGAACCAGGUUUCUUUGCACCUUUUCAGGAAUUUCUUUUCUGUUUUUUUGUUUUUUAA
Acanthosepion pharaonis is the source of this 3213-nucleotide messenger RNA. NCBI's taxonomy places the organism in Eukaryota, Metazoa, Mollusca, Cephalopoda, Sepiida, Sepiidae. The record is from the annotation of a GenBank genome assembly.